Pipistrellus kuhlii (Kuhl's pipistrelle) is the source of this 6985-nucleotide messenger RNA. RefSeq names its product sorbin and SH3 domain containing 2 (gene SORBS2). Gene Ontology annotation, biological process: Notch signaling pathway. Gene Ontology annotation, molecular function: protein binding. Gene Ontology annotation, cellular component: dendrite; synapse; neuronal cell body. NCBI's taxonomy places the organism in Eukaryota, Metazoa, Chordata, Mammalia, Chiroptera, Vespertilionidae. The record is from RefSeq and is a predicted model, not a curated record. The transcript is spliced from 26 exons. The coding region runs from base 367 to 4935 and encodes 1522 amino acids.
GGGGUGUGGCGAUCCCGACAAGAUUUUUUUCAGCCCUGAGCCAGCCACCCCGGGCUGGGCUGCUGGGAGCUGAAAAUAGCUCCGAGGCGCCCAGCGCGGCAGCACCACCCAGCAGCUGCGAUCCCUGCGCUCCCUCAUUCGCCUUCUCUCCUGCCUCUCUCCCCCGCCUCAGACUCUUGGAUUGGAUCUAACCCGAAACCCCUGGAGUUCAAGACCGGCUAAAAAAAAAAAAGGGCUCCAUAAACAACCUCUGCAUGUAGAAGCCACCGACGCCUGCUCCCCCUGCUCAGAGCCACCGGCCGCGGAGCCCGGCCGCCCUCCCAGAGGGAAACUGAAGACUUUAAUAACAAAUCCUCCAAGGUCACAAUGAAUACAGAUAGCGGUGGGUGUGCUCGCAAACGUGCCGCCAUGUCUGUUACAUUAACAUCUGUGAAGAGAGUUCAGAGUUCUCCAAACCUAUUGGCUGCAGGGCGUGAUUCUCAGUCACCAGACUCAGCUUGGAGAUCUUACACUGACCAAAAUCAAGACACACUGAACGGAGAUGCUACGUAUUCCUCUCUUGCAGCAAAAGGCUUUAGAAGCGUCCGACCAAACCUACAAGACAAAAGGUCGCCCACUCAGGCACCCCUCCCACCACUCAGAAAAGAGAGCUUUGGUAGCUCCUUGACCAGCAGUCACACCAAGAGUGACCUUUUAGACCCACGAGUACCUAACACACACGUCCCUUCUUGUUCAGAGUACUUUACCAAUAAAACACUUCUUCCAGGAGCUGUGCACUCUGAUGAAGACGAGCCAGGCCAAACAAUCGUGUAUUCUGAAGAAUCUAACACGACUGUGUCGUACACACAGAAAAUCACUAACCUGCUCCCAGCAGCUCCCCGCACAGGCUCCCCACCCAAUGCUGACACGAGUAGUGCUCCAUUCCUACAAGAGGACUACAUGCAGGAUUCUCAAACGCGGAAAAUUUCUACACUGAAACUAAUCCAUAACCAGGAUCCAGGAAAUAGCAUCCCCUUUAAUACGCCACCGUUUUCCAAAUCUGCCGACCUCCCAUCAUUCCUCAAAAGGCCCUGCUCACCGCCCCCUAACCCAGUGCCCGAGAAACACACAGCAUCUCUCUCCAUUCAGAUAGCUCCCCUGUCAGGACAGGAUCCCGAAAGCCACAAACAGCUACCUGAGCUUUCUCCAGAGACUACAAAGAUACCUCUUCAGCAAGAGAGACAAAAACCUGCAGUGGCUGCGACCGCUCAGUCCUCAGACUGCCGGAGCCAGAUCACAGUGAAUGGGAACUCGGGAGGUGCUGUGAGUCCCAUGAGCUACUACCAGCGGCCCUUCUCCCCCUCGGCCUACUCCCUGCCCGGCUCCCUCAACUCCAGCAUCAUCAUGCCGCACGGCCGGUCACUGGAUUCCACAGAGGCGUAUGCCCAGCACGCGCAGUCUCUGGACGGCACGGUGGGCAGCUCCAUCCCGCUGUACAGGUCCUCGGAGGAGGAGAAGAGGGUGACGGUCAUCAAAGCCCCGCACUACCCGGGGAUCGGGCCUGUGGAUGAGUCUGGCAUCCCCACGGCCAUCAGAACGACAGUUGACAGACCGAAGGACUGGUACAAGACGAUGUUCAAGCAAAUCCACAUGGUGCACAAGCCUGAUGAUGACACAGACAUGUACAAUACUCCUUAUACAUAUAACGCAGGCCUGUUCAACUCACCCUACAGUACUCAGUCUCAUCCUGCUGCGAAGACCCAGACCUACCGACCCCUCUCCAAAAGCCACUCGGACAACGGCACGGACACUUUUAAGGAUGCGGCUCCCCCGGCCCCUCCCCCACAAGUUCCUCCUCCGGUCCCACCGCUUCGACCCAGAGAUCGGACUUCCACAGAGAAGCAUGACUGGGACCCUCCGGACAGGAAGGUGGACACGAGGAAGUUCCGUUCGGAGCCCAGGAGCAUUUUUGAAUACGAACCGGGCAAGUCGUCGAUCCUGCAGCAUGAGCGGCCACCCCCCCUCCCAACAACUCCGCCACCUGCUCCCCGGGAGCCCGGCCGGAAGCCGAUUCCUAUGUCACCCUGUGGAGAAGUCACUGGUAGCCCCUCCCCUCCGCCCAGGAGCGGGCUCCCCACACCAAGCCCGAGCACCCCGGCUCUCUCUCCCAUCUGGACUGACCGCAUACAUCCCGAUGACGUAGAGUUAGAGAAGGAGCCCUGGUAUAAGUUCUUUUCAGAGCUGGAGUUUGGACGGCCGCCUCCUAAAAAGGCUCUGGACUAUGUUCAAGACCAUUCUCCUGGUGUUCCCAACGAGGCCUCCGUGUAUCAAUCCUCUAUAGAUAGAAGCCUGGAAAGACCCAGUAGCUCUGCAGGCCUGGCCAGUGACUUCCGGAAAAGGAGGAAGAGCGAGCCAGCCGUGGGGCAGCCGAGGGGCCUGGGGGACCCAAGGGCGAGCAGGACCAGCCCCGGCCGGGCGGACCACCCGGGAUCAAGUGCCACCCUGACCCAGUCUUUCAUUAGUUCUUCCCCUUCCUCCCCAUCCAGAGCAAAAGGUGGGGAUGAUAGCAAAAUGUGUGCACCCCUUUGCAGCUGCUCAGGGCCCCGCGGCAGCCCCUGCCCGGAGCUAGACGGCUGUCCCGCAUACGGACAGCACCUGGACGUCCCGCGCGACUCGCAGCGGGCCCUGGCCUUCAAGAACGGUUGGCAGAUGGCCCGGCAGAACGCCGAGGUCUGGAGCAGCACCGAGGAGGCCGUGUCCCCCAAAAUCAAGUCCCGCAGCUGCGACGACCUCCUGAACGACGAGGACUGCGACAGCGGCUUCCCCGACCCCAGAGCCAAGUCGGAGAGCAUGGGCUCCCUGCUCUGCGAGGAGGACCCCCGGGAGGGCUGCCCGGGGCCGUGGGCACCCUCCUUCCUGCCGGAGCCCAGGGCCGGCGGCCGGUCCCGGCUCCGCCACAGGCCGGCCCACGACGCCCCGGGCUUCCUGAAAAUGUACAAGAAGAUGCACCGCAUCAACCGCAAGGACCUGCUGAGCUCCGACGUGAUGUGCUCCGUGAAGUCCAGGGUCCUGCAGUACGAGAAGGAGCCGCACGCCCGGGGCCUGCUGCCCGGGUGGAGCCAGGCCUCGGCCGACUCCGAGGUGCCCAGGGACAUGGUGCCCACCCGCAUCUCGGAGUUCGAGAAGCUGAUCCAGAAGUCCAAGUCCAUGCCCAACCUCGGGGACGAGAUGCUCUCCCCCGCGGCCCUCGAGCCGCAGCUCCCCGGGCUCUGCCCCUCCAGGCGGUUCUCCGUCGAGUCCUUGCUGGAGGAAGACCCCCCGAGCAGGCACCCUGGCCCGGGGCCACGGGGCUACACGUCGAAAAGCCUGGUGCCCAUCCACAUCGAGGUGACCAGCGAGGAGCCGCCCAGAGCCCAGCUGGAGCUCUCCGACAGCGACCAGGACGGCGUGGUGUCCGAGCACAGCGACUGCGUUCACGUCGAGGGCUCGUCCUUCUGCAGCGAGAGCGACUUCGACCACUUCUCCUUCACGUCCUCGGAGAGUUUCUACGGCUCCGGCCACCACCACCACCACCACCACCACCACCACCACCACCACCGGCACCUCGUCAGCUCCUGCAAAGGCAGGUGCCCGGCGUCGUACACCCGCUUCACCACGAUGCGAAAGCACGAACGCACCAAGCACGAAAGCACCGAGGAGCCCAGGAGGCGGGACCCGGACCCCGGCCUGUCCAAGCUCGCCUUCCUCGUCAGCCCCGUGCCUUUCCGGAGGAAAAAGCAUCCGACGCCCAAAAAGCAGGCGGGAAAGGCAACCUGCAAAACGGCCGUCUUUGAGGCUCUGGACUCGGCCCUCCAGGACAUCUGUGACCAAAUUAAGGCCGAGAAGAGGAGGGGGAGUCUGCCCGACAACAGCAUCCUCCACCGUCUGAUCACUGAGCUGCUGCCGGACGUGCCCGAAAGGAACUCCUCGCUGAGAGCUCUGAGAAGGAGCCCCCUGCCCCAGCCCUGCCACCCGCUGCCCCAAGAUGGUGCUACCCACUGUCCAUGGUACCAGAGCGACUGUGGGAGGCCGCCUCCCAGUGCCUCUCUCCCAGACAUGGACGCCAAUAACAACUACCACCCAGACCUCGACAGUGCCCUGGGUCUGCAAGACCCAGAGUCCCCUAGAAGUUACGUGUCCGCUGUGACUGACUUGGGGAGGAGUGCACCGAGGGAAAGAAGAGGAGGAACUCCGGAAAAAGAGAAACUGCCUGCAAAAGCUGUUUAUGACUUUAAGGCUCAGACAUCUAAGGAGCUGUCGUUCAAGAAAGGAGACACGGUCUACAUCCUCAGGAAAAUCGACCAGAACUGGUACGAGGGCGAGCACCACGGGCGAGUGGGCAUCUUCCCCAUCUCCUACGUGGAGAAGCUGUCCCCUCCGGAGAAAGCGCAGCCCGCCAGGCCGCCGCCCCCGGCCCAGCCCGGAGAGAUCGGGGAGGCGAUUGCCAAGUACAACUUCAACGCGGACACGAACGUGGAGCUGUCGCUGAGGAAGGGAGAUAGAGUUAUUCUUCUCAAGAGAGUCGAUCAGAACUGGUACGAAGGUAAAAUCCCAGGGACCAGCAGACAAGGCAUCUUCCCUGUUUCCUAUGUGGAAGUGGUGAAGAGGAACACAGCCAAAGGCGCCGAGGACUACCCCGACCCUCCCAUACCUCACAGCUACUCGAGCGACAGGAUCCACAGCUUGAGUUCCAACAAGCCACAGCGUCCUGUGUAUACUCAUGAAAACAUUCAAGGUGGGGGGGAACCGUUUCAGGCUCUGUAUAACUAUACUCCUAGGAAUGAAGAUGAGCUGGAGCUCAGAGAAAGCGACGUCAUCGACGUGAUGGAAAAAUGUGACGAUGGAUGGUUUGUGGGAACCUCAAGAAGAACCAAAUUCUUUGGUACUUUCCCCGGAAACUACGUCAAGAGGCUGUGAAGCACCCUCCCUGCUGUGUACACUGCGUCUCAGAACCUGGCCCGAAAAGACCCCGCAGGCCUCCCGCUCUCAUGCCUUAUGUUUCCUGUAGAAGUCACCACCGUCCUCAUCUCCACCUGCCGCCCAACCACCAGCAGAGUAACCGCCGGAGCCUCGGGGAGGCUGGCAGGCCUGUUCCGUGUGAAAGUGCAUAUCCCUGCUUUCUGCUCUAAACUGAAAGUCUGUAUAAUAGGAUCAGAAAGAGAGUCAUCAUACUUACAAAGCGGGAAAUAAACUGAAAAGUGUCUCGAGGAGGCUCCCUGGUCCACUUUGAGGAUGUUUUCCCACCCCCCUCCUCAGGCACCAGAAGAUGGUUUAUUACUAAAUACGUGGUGUGCGUGUCCACACUCUUAGCUUGGCAGUCUGUUUUCUUUUCACGAGUUUGCCUAGAGUCCUCGUUUACACGACAUGACAACUGUACUUCAGCUAUUAUUUUCCUGCACUUAUACGUAUGUUGUAAUAUGCACAGUGAUUACACAAGCUAAAGCAAGAGUAGGAGCGUUCAUUCAGAUGAGUGUGAUUUUUGUUGACUGAAUGUGGGUUUCGAAUAGCAGUCUUUCCCUGCGAUUCUUUUGUACUUUUUAGAAGUGCAAACAGUAAGUGAGUAAGAGCUUUGGGUAAUAAUCAUGAGAAUAUAAGAGAUUUAGCUAGACUACAAAAAAAAAAUAUUGUGUUGUAAAGUUGCGUUGCUAUUUUAUAUUAAAAUGUAAUGAUCAGCAUCAUAAACAAUGAGCCCUUAGUGCUUAUUUAUCUGACAAAAUUUAAAUAAAAGCAGUGUUAGUGAGAGGUGCAAAGAGUUAUUCUAACAUAGACACUUGAAAGUAUCUGUAAGCAAUAUUCCUAGGUAGGAUUUCACUGUGUGAACAUAGCCAUUUGCGAUUGUAUGAGAACAGGCAAUCCAUAUGACAUGUCAUACAUACAUUUUAUGGAAUGUAAAAAAAUCCCACGCAUUAUUUUUAGAAAUAGAAGACUUUAGAAGUAUCACAGGUAUUAAGGCUGGUUUUAGCAAGGAUUAUGAUCAAUACAAUUAUUUUUACUAUGAUAAUUUUUUUUUCUAUGGAACUCAGAAUCCUGGCUACAUUUGAGGACAGGAAUAUGUUGAGCCUGAUUUUCCGGUGUGUAUAAAAUACUUCCUCAAAAUACAUUAGGCACUUUUUAGAGGCAAUGUUAACUCAUCCAGGUUCUAUUUUCUGCCCUGAGGUAGAAAUUUACAAAAGGAUAUUGGGACCUGGGAGAUUUAAUGUGGCGAACAGUGCCUGAAUCACACACCUUCUGAGAACUAGCUUUGUAUUUCUUAUGACUUUGCAUAAGAACUAUUCAUAUUUGGAUCUUGAGCACCUUAUAGAGAAAACUUUUUAUGGCAUUUCUUCUGUGGACAGUGACUGAUCUUUUCACAAUGUAAGUAGACUCUAGAAUUUUGUACAUAUGGUUGCUCUUUUUUUUUUUUUUUUGUAUAGACUAUUUAGUUGUUGAGAAAACAAGGGAAUUUCUUAACUUGCUCUUUAUCCUUCACUAAAACUAAAGAUGAUCCUUUGUAUAUCCCACAGAUCAUAAGCACGCCUCGAUAGUGUGAUUCUAUAAGAUAGCAUUUAUGCAAAAGUAUAUGAGUUUACAAGAGCUCAGUAGCCAGACUGAAAUGUAUAUAAGUAUCCAAUACAGAAGGGUUUCAAUAGGAAAAAGGUAAAGAAACACCUUUGAGUAGCCAACCUUGAUUACUGUCAAGUUCACAACCAGCUUUAUAUUUUUAAAGGCCUUGGGUUUGAAAUUAGGUCAACUGCAUGCAGCUUUGCUGAUAAAUGAAUAAUUAUCUUCCAUGCCAUUUAUGAGAAAAGACUUCAAUGUCUGUUGCCUGUCAUAUUUAAGAAAAAUUACUGUUUCUACUCUCUGUACCUGAUUUUGAAAGGAAAAAAAAUUCCUACUUGGCUUUCAGGUCAUUGACUUUGAAUUCUUACAAGCAAAAGUCAUUGUGUUUUUCUUGAAUAGACGUCUAAUAAAUUUGCUUGGAAGUAUA